AUGAUAUUAACUGGGGAUACCAAGACUUUCAAGAGGGCUGUUUUAGAGUACGGCGUCAACGGCAACAAGAAUAGCAAUGCUGAGGAGUGGAAUGUGUUGCUUCAAUGGUUAGAUCCAGCUGGUAAGAAGAAUCACCAAUUGAAGCCCCCAAACUUGUUAGUUAAGACAAUGAUCGAGAAAUUAUUGCUAGGAAGUAACGACUAUCAACUUCUAAGUAACAUUCAGGAUUACUACUGUUGGCAAUGCAGAGUUUAUUUUUACAAUGAGUACAAACGAAUAGAGACUCUCAAUGAGUUGAAAAGAAUAGAGAGGCACGUUUUAUUCCCUUUAAAAUAUAUACCAAUUUUUGAAGGUAAUAAUCGAGUUGAAAAUGAAGUCAGGUUGUUUGGGAACUAUCUAUUAAAAACUAACAAGAAGGUUAUGUCAAGGGCGGUUGAGAGACUCCGAAACCGGAUGCUUGAAGAUGAUUUUGAACUAGCUACGGAAAUUGUAGAUUACUUUGAUUAUUGCCAGACUGAUUCUACUAGCAUUGUAUUGGAUAUAAUACUUGACAAAAUUGAGCAGUUUUGCCAAUUACACUAUACAAGAAAAUGGAAUAAAAGGUACCUAAUCAUGGAGACGUUUAAUCAGUUCAUAUCACAAUACUGGGAUCAAUUGUCAAGCUUACUAUUUUGCCAGGAGGAUAAUCAUACCAUUACAAAUACACUUUACAAAUACUUUGAGAAGCAAUUUAUCUCCAUUCGAACCAAUGAAAUAUUUGAUAUAUGCAUAAGUAAUCCUGCAAGUGUUCAACCGACGUUAUUAGAGUUGAGAAAGGAAAUAUCCACUGUGAACGAUUUUAACUGUGUAGUUGUUGAACUUUUGUCAAAGUUCAAUUUAAAGGUUAUCAACCCUAGUAUUGUUACUGCUGACGCUUUGUUUCUUUAUAUUCGUACAAUCAAGACAUUUAGCAUUUUGGAUCCUUCAGGUCGAUAUUUGCAAACAAUUUCCUCAUAUGUUAAACCUCAUUUUAGACAGCGGAAAGAUCUGGUACAUUUAUUAUUAUUUUCAAUGCUUGGUCUUGAUGAAACUGAUCAACUGAAUACAAUGCCUAGCCAAGUCAGUGAGGAAAAACUAACUGCAUUGACAAACGAGUUAAAGGACACAGAAAUCUGUUCAUACACAGAAGAAUCAGAUGAUGUGGUAGAUCCUAUGAUAGGAUCGUUUUCCAAAGAAGAGGAUAGUAUGGUGCUAGAGCAGGUAAUAAAGAGGUAUAUGGAAUGGAUCCCAGAAGUGCCGACAUCCUUCGGUAAAGGUAUCCUUUCUGAUCAUAAAUUAGACUUAUUUGAUAUUCUAUUAGAACUACUAGAAUCAAAAGAGACGCUUGUUAUAGAGUUCAAGAACCUUUUGACUAAAAAGCUACUCGAUUUAAGAGGCUACACAUUGGAUAAAAAGUGGAGCAAAUUCCUAAGCCUGCUCAAAAAACGUUUUGACAAUAGAAGCACGGAAACGAUGGAUGAAGAAGACCUGAAUAACAUCAAUACCAUUGAUAUCAUGCUAAGAGAUAUUUACAAGAGUAGGCAAAUUGCUACUGAUAUGCAACUUGAUUUGCAUAAUACCAACGUGAAAGUGUACCCGAAGAUCGUUUCUGCAUUAUACUGGUCAAAUAAUUCUGACACACAAAGCAAAGCUGGUGACUUUGAGAUGGAUGGCGAAUUGGAACAUCUAUUGGAAUUAUAUUCGCGCUUCUAUUCGCAGAAACAAAUCGGCCAAAAAUUAGAACUGAGAAGGGAUAACGGUUCUGUCUCUUUGAACUUAAGCUUUUUGGAUGGGCGGACCGUGCACUGUAAAGCGUCAUUGCGUCAAUACUCGGUACUCACAUUGUUCAAAAGCCCCAAACAUGACUCUAAUUUUCCCACCGAGGGCCUCACAAUCAGUGAAUUGUGUGCAAGAUCAGGGAUGCAAUCUAAGCAGAUGGCCGAUAUUCUACGAUAUUGGGUAAGCAAAGAUGUACUGUAUUUUUCGGACGGUAAGUAUCGUACAUUAGAGUUCCUAAGAUGGAAAGGUGACUCUACAUACGCCGCUAUACCAGAUGUCCUGGAAGAGUCCGUAGUAGAACGUUCUUCUCAACACGAGGACAAGCAAGAGAACCAUGUCGAAAGGGCAUUGCCCUACAUUAAAGACAUCCUCUUGAACCUUGGUACCCUCAAGAUAGACAAGCUUCACGCUUUACUACAAUCAGCCAUGCCAAAGGACUCGCACUAUAGCACGGUAAACCAGAAGCAGCUGCAAGAUUACCUCGACACCCUCGUCGAAGAAGGUGUGCUUUCCUCUGCGAGCAACGACAGUUACAAGCUGCCUCAGAUAAGAUAG
Molecule: messenger RNA, 2352 nt
Organism: Nakaseomyces glabratus
Lineage: Eukaryota; Fungi; Ascomycota; Saccharomycetes; Saccharomycetales; Saccharomycetaceae
Gene: APC2
Product: anaphase promoting complex subunit 2
Biological process (GO): metaphase/anaphase transition of mitotic cell cycle; protein K11-linked ubiquitination; ubiquitin-dependent protein catabolic process
Cellular component (GO): anaphase-promoting complex
Molecular function (GO): ubiquitin protein ligase binding
Source: RefSeq, a predicted model, not a curated record